This is a messenger RNA of Pantherophis guttatus, 7947 nucleotides long. RefSeq names its product solute carrier family 6 member 6 (gene SLC6A6). Gene Ontology annotation, molecular function: taurine:sodium symporter activity; gamma-aminobutyric acid:sodium:chloride symporter activity. Gene Ontology annotation, biological process: neurotransmitter transport; amino acid transport; taurine transmembrane transport. The record is from RefSeq and is a predicted model, not a curated record. Gene Ontology annotation, cellular component: cell projection; plasma membrane. NCBI's taxonomy places the organism in Eukaryota, Metazoa, Chordata, Lepidosauria, Squamata, Colubridae.
GAAGAAAGCGCUUAUAAAUUACCGUUUCUUCCUCCCCAUUGCUGUUAGUCUGCCUUGCCGCUCACGCCGAAGCACAUAAGGACGGAGGCAGAGGACGCCAAGACGCUGGACAGCUACCUGGUCGGAAAAGAGCCGCUGCUACAGGAAGAGAAAAUCCUUUCUGGAGAUACUCCUUUUCAUUGUCCUACCCUAUGGAGGAACCAGCCCUGCCCAUCCACAUUGAGGAGGGGAUAGACGUUCUGACUGAAAACAAAACCAUGGCAACAAAGGAGAAGCUACAGUGUUUGAAAGAUUUUCACAAGGAUAUCCUUAAACCUUCCCCUGGCAAGAGCCCUGGGACACGGCCUGAGGAUGAGGCGGAGGGCAAGCCACCACAACGGGAAAAAUGGGCCAGCAAGAUUGAUUUUCUGUUGUCCGUAGCUGGAGGGUUUAUUGGAUUAGGCAAUGUUUGGCGAUUUCCGUAUCUCUGCUAUAAAAAUGGCGGAGGUGCAUUUCUCAUACCUUAUUUCAUUUUUCUGUUUGGGGGAGGUCUUCCUGUAUUCUUCCUGGAAGUGGCCCUAGGACAAUAUACCUCUGAAGGAGGAAUUACAUGUUGGGAAAAGAUCUGCCCUAUUUUCUCUGGAAUAGGUUAUGCUUCCGUAGUGAUUGUGUCUCUUUUGAAUGUAUACUACAUCGUCAUCCUGGCUUGGGGAAUGUACUACCUAUUCCAGUCAUUUUCGCACACCCUGCCAUGGGCUCAUUGUCAGCAAGAAUGGAAUACAGAAUACUGUGUGGAAGACACCCUCAGGAAGAACAAAACACUGUGGCUGUCAUUCAAUGCCACUAACUUAACAUCUCCUGUCAUAGAAUUUUGGGAGCGGAAUGUUCUGAGGUUGAGUUCAGGCAUUGAUGAACCUGGUGUUCUCAAAUGGGACCUGGCUCUUUGUCUUUUCCUUGUCUGGGUGAUUUGUUUCUUUUGCAUUUGGAAAGGUGUGAAGUCAACCGGGAAAGUUGUGUACAUAACAGCAACAUUUCCAUUCAUCAUGCUUUUUGUACUCUUAAUCCGUGGUGUCACUUUACCUGGAGCUGCAGAGGGUAUCAAAUUUUACCUUUACCCGAACAUCACUCGUCUGUCUGAUCCAAUGGUCUGGAUAGAUGCUGGCACACAGAUCUUCUUCUCCUAUGCAAUCUGCUUAGGUGCAAUGACUUCACUGGGGAGCUACAACAAAUACAAAUACAACUGUUACAGGGACUGUUUGCUGCUGGGAUGCCUGAACAGUGGUACCAGUUUUGUGUCUGGCUUCGCAAUUUUUUCCGUCCUGGGCUUCAUGGCACAAGAGCAAGGGGUGGACAUUGCUGAUGUGGCAGAGUCAGGUCCAGGUCUGGCCUUCAUUGCUUAUCCAAAAGCUGUGUCCAUGAUGCCGCUGCCAACUUUUUGGGCUAUUCUUUUCUUCGUUAUGCUUCUGUUGCUUGGCCUGGACAGCCAGUUUGUUGAAGUUGAAGGGCAGAUCACAUCGUUAGUUGAUCUGUACCCAUCCUUCCUAAGGAAGGGUUACCGACGGGAAAUCUUCAUUGCUAUAAUCUGUUUCCUCAGCUAUCUUCUGGGACUAUCUAUGGUGACUGAAGGUGGCAUGUAUGUGUUUCAACUCUUUGACUACUAUGCAGCUAGUGGUGUAUGCCUUUUGUGGGUCGCAUUCUUUGAAUGCAUUGCUGUAGCCUGGGUUUAUGGCGCUGACAAUUUUUACGAUGCCAUUGAAGAUAUGAUUGGUUACAGGCCUGGUCCUUGGAUGAAAUGGAGCUGGACUGUAAUCACACCAAUUCUCUGCGUGGGGUGCUUCAUAUUUUCUCUAGUCAAGUAUACCCCCCUGACCUACAACAAGGACUACAUCUACCCUACGUGGGCAAUCGGUCUGGGUUGGAUACUUGCUCUUUCAUCUAUGAUCUGCAUCCCGUUGGUUACAGUUAUCCGUAUCCUGCAGUCGGAUGGCUCUCUCCUUGAGAGGGUGAAGACAAUGGCUGCUCCUCGUGAGAUCACACGGUGGGACAAAGAAACAGAGAUUGCUGCCACGUUCGGCCCUCCUGGCCUGGCCAAUGGAGAACUGAUCAAGCCAAGUCAUGUCAUCGUGGAGACAACAAUGUGAGCUCUCUCUAUGAGAGGAGGACACCUGCUUUAAAACUGCUGUUUACUAACCAUAGAAUCUUUCAUAGGACCAGGUUUACAGAGCUUUAUAUUUGCACUAGGGUUAUUUUUAUUUCUCAUAGAGAAAAGUAAUUUUUUGUGUGUUUGGUUUUUAUUUUUUAAUAUUUUGUAAAGUAAAUCACAGCAGAUGGCUGUCCUGCUCUAUUUAGAAACAGAGCUUUCAUAUCAAAUUAGGCACACUGCAGGAAUUUAUCUUCUGUUUUCCACACAGCAUAUCUAACUAACUUUUAUUCAUAUGGCUACUUUACCGUUUUUAGUUGAUUUUUCUUGCCAACAGUAUACCCAGGUGCAAUCUUAUGCAUACUAUCUUGCAAAUAUGCCUCAAUGAACAUAAUGGGACUUACUUCUGAGUAGACAUAUGUAGGAUUGUGUUGAUACGUAUGCAUACAUGUGCGCAUAUACAAGUUUUAGGUUUCUCUGGGUGUUGAUGUGGUUGGGAACAGGGUAGUGCAAAAUUUUAUUUUGGACUUUUUUUAACCAAAAAAAAAAAAAAAAGCUCUGGCAUUUUAGAAACUGGAUUUUAAAGGUGUGGCACUAUCUUCUUCUGGUAGAAACAGGAAGAAUUAAAGAAAGAGUACAUGUUUUUAUGUUAUGUGAGUGAGCCAUAUGGGAAUAUAUUUAUGUGAUAAUUGGAAGCUGCAAUAUUGUAGCUGCAAUUAUAUGCCACCCAGAGUCAUUUUUUUCUGUGUGAGAUUGGUGGCCAUGUAAAUUUGAUAAAUAAAUAAAUAUAAGCUGGGGUUGGAACCAGGGGAAUAAUCUAAGCAUCUUGUGAACAGGCUCUAAGAAGGUGGCAGAAUCAUUCUUGCUGGAAAGGCAUUUUAAUUGAUAAUCUUUCUGGGACAGAGGAGAUUAUUUCUUCCAUCACCAGAAGAAUUGAUUCUACAUUUAAUAACAAGGACAGUUUCUAUGGAGACUUAAAUACAGAGUACGGUUGAGUUUCUCAUAGAUUUAGAGAGAUUAUCUAAAAGUUGAUAUAAAAUACUGGUAAGCCUGAAUCUGUCACCUAUAGUUCUCUCAGUCUUAGACAGGAAUAUAAAUUUGAUAGUGUAAUCAUGUAACUAAAAGAAUAUAAAAACUGGCCCAUUCUUGUAGUCUGCACCUGAGAAAUAAGUCAUUUGGACUUGGAUUUUGUUAGAACAUCAGGUUAGUGUCAGAAAACUCAUUGUAUAAUGCUACAUUUACAAAGAUGCUGCAAACCAUAUUUAAAGUCACAUAUUUGCCAAACUUUAUCUUUGUUAGAGCGAAAAAAGGAGUAUUGGGUGUGUAUCAUAGCAGUCAGCUAAGUUGCAUAGCGUUGAGUGCAGAUGCAGAAAAACAUCCACUAGAAUCUAUUGAUGAAGAAGCUACUACAACAAGAAAGGACAGAAAGAACGCAGUUGAGAAAAAGUAGACUGAUAUUCACAGGCUAAAAGUGUCAUCAUUUAUAUCCAUUGAUCCAAGGAAACGCAAGGAGAUCAAGUAAGCUAUAAAUUUAUUUUAGACUGAACGAGGCAUAAAAUACUCAACGGGAGUUGUAUUGGUAAGUUCCCCACUUUUCCCAAAAUGAGGAUUUGCCUCUGGAAAACACCCCGAAUCCUGCAAAGCUUAUGUUUUGCUUUCAAUCUUCAUUGAGUAGUGGCUCAACCCUUUUCCAUAUGGGCAUUGAUCUUAGGGGGAAGGGUGCCCCCUUUAACCUUUAUAUUGGUAGUAAACACAAUUUGAGCAGGAUUGUGAGCCAGAAAUAGCAAAACCCCUUUCGUUUGUAAUUUCUUCUAAUUUUGUCUGUCAAUUGAGAUACUGUAGUUGAAACUGGAACUUAGCCAGUAUUUGAAAACAUUCCUAUAUGCUUUAAGAAAAGAAAGAAAUUAAGAAUCAAUUUGUGUCUUAUGGCCACUGCAUAUGCAUUAUGCACAUACUUGUUAUGUUAGUUUUAUAUAUAUAUAUAUAAAAAGAACUGUAAAUAAAGGACCAAAACAGUUAUUUCAGGUGUCUUGUUUAGCCAAUAUUUGUUUGUGGAUGGAGUCUGUGAUUUAUUUUAUUUGAGGGAACAGAGCUUGCAGUAUAUGCAGGUGGCCAUGAAGAGAAUGCUUUGCUUUCUUGUUACCAAGAGCUGAUAAGUAAACACUUCCAGAGUACAAAUCCUUUGGAAAUGUUUAUCUUCCUACUAUACUGAAAAAUGGCCAGUAAAAAGAUUAGUUACAGAAGAAGCAAGGAAGCCAAGAGAAAGCUACUGUUUGGCUUCGUUUUCUAAUCCUGCAAAACCAAAGAUGGCAGGGCAUUGGUAUUGCAAACCACAUUGCAUUCCAGAUUGGACUGCAGCAGCAAGAAAUUAGGAUGAAGGCAAGUCUUAACAGUUCGUUCACUUGACUUCCCUGGUGCAUUUUACAUGAAAGAUAGUGCAAUAUUUUGCUAGUUUCAAGAACAGCCACUGAACCAAAAGCAGAUAUAUCAACCAAGGGAAUACCCUAAAGAACAUAGCAUGAGAGGAUGUUUUCUAAGAACAAACCAGAGAAUCAGUCCCACAUUGUAAACUUCCAUCUAAGAAGAGUAGCACCCAACCCAUUUCAAGGUUAAACUGUGCAAUCAGAAUCAGUUCCUUCCAACUAAAAAAGUAAACAGGUUUUCUCAUCAUGACAAGAAAAAAAAAGUUAAAUCAAAUUUUUGUCACAUAAGAUUUAGCCCAUCAACCUUCAUUUUUUGUGUCAAGGAUCAUAUUUUCACACAGCAAAACUUGUGAAUAAUAGAAUGUUAUAUCUGAAUGUUAAGAAUAGAUUCUGCCAAAUAAGGCCAAUGGAUGGGAGGGGGUGGGGCAGGGAAAACUAUCAAUCGUUUGUAUUUUCUACUUAUUUAUGACUGCAAAAAGAUUGAUUUUUUUUCUAAUUCACUUUGUAGAAUUGUGUGGCCUAUUUUAUCCAUUCUUUGUAAUGAAGAAGUUAAAUAUUCAGUAUUGUGACUAACUUGUGGGUGAACUGGUUUGGAUAUGGGGUGGGUGGGGAAAUUCUUAAUGUUUAUUCAAAGAAAUCAUUGUAUUUCCAAAAAAAGGGGGGUGGGGACUGGGAGGAACAUUAGAGUGCAACAGUUCAUUUUCAUGGAAGUAUGGCUUGUUUUCUAAACUGCUCUAGAUGUGUAUAAGGUUAAAAAAAAGGUUAUAGCAGCAUUAAAUGGGCAUUUGCUAGUCAAAACAGUUGGACAUAACUCUGUUUGCGACCAGCCAUUUCAGGCUUCUUUCCAACCAAGGCAGGCUCUUUAGAUGUCUGGAAAUGUUUUCUUCUCUUAGUCCAAUCUUUCAAGCGGUCAACAUUCUCAUAAGUAGCUAUAGCACUAAUGGAAGAUAUGGUUAAAUAAUUGCAUAACUAAUUCACACUUCACAGUAUAUUGUCUUUGGACAUUUGUACUUGAUUAUAAUGAAACUAAACUUACUAGGCAGAGUAAGUAUCAGCCCAGCUGAAAACCUAGUGGAAAUAAAUUAUUUGAUCACUAACUGUUGAAUGGCCAUAGAAGCAGGAAUAGAGAUAUGACAAGAAGAGGAAGAACUGGAGGACAAGUGCUUUCUAAUACAGGAAAACCUAAAAUUCUGGCAGGCUUCUUUUUUUUUCUUUUCUUUGCUUUUGUGUUCAUUAAAUCUUCCCAUAUUUAUACAGAAGUAAAGUACAAGGACAAUAAGUGAAACCUGCUUCUGAGACAACAUGUAAAUACUAGUGUUAUAAAAGGAAAAUUUGGAAAAACUAGAAACAUUUUGAAAUUUAUGACUGACAAGUCAGCUCUCCAGAGUCAUUUGAUGUGGACUGGCUUAAUCAAUAAAUAGAUAAAACAGUGGCCAUGGCAUGCUUUAGCUAAGAGGGCCUAAGAUCAGAUUUUUAUUUUUUUUUAGUUAACACAGCCACUCUUACUCCACAAAUUCUUUAUAUGCACAAUUGCUACAGAUAUAGGCCAAAAAUAAACCAAAAGUGAUUGUCUACUGAAAAACAAUCAUAAUCCUCAGAGGCACAAUUUUUAAUUGAAUGUUUAUAGCAAUCAAUUCAAAAUUGAAACUCAACUUUUUAAAGUUUUUUUUUUAAAUGUAUCCUAAACUGAAGUAUCUUCCCUUGCUGGAAAGCAAAUCAGGAACACUUCAGCCCAUUCAACACUCUUGACCAAAUAUCUAGUUGGGUCAUCAAUCUCUCUACUCCCUAAAUUUGCCCUGUAUUAUAGCCACUGAUAGAAUUCAAAGUCUUGCACGUAGUAUUAAGUAAUCUUGAUAAACCUAAAGGACAGUUUUUGCAGGUCUAUAGUGGUCUACCAAAAAGGAUUACACUCUUAAUACUAAUCACUUGACAGGGAAAAUGUAAUUUUAGACAAUCACACAUAAAGUUCUUACAGUACCAUCUUUGGCAUUAGUAUAUUCCCUCUGCCCAUGUCCAGUUCUGUAUCCUGUUUAAAAGGAAUAGCAGCCUGCCUAAUCUGCAUUUCAUUUAAGCUAAACUAUUCUGAUUCUGCUAUGCAGAAGAGGUGGAAAAGAAAAAUGCAAUAUGCAUGCUCUUUUCAGGAAUAAAAUAAGGCCAUGCACUUUAUGAAUGUAAUAUUCUCCUCAGACAUAUAUGUCUAUCUGUAGAAUUAGAUCAGAAACUUAGCUUCACACAAUUGGAUCCAAAUCCUUGGAAGAGAAUCAGUAUUUUUCUACCGAAAAAUGUGGCAAAAGGAAAAUAAUAAAUUAUCUAAAAACAAUAGAGGUUGACAUUUUCAGAUUUCAAAAUACACACUGUGCAGAUUGGGCCAAAGAGAAUACUUGUUCCAGAGAUCUACAGGCUCAUUCUAAACAUGUACUUGCAAAUAAGCCAUACCAUGUUCAGUGGAACUUCCUUUCUAGUGACUAUGCUUAGGGCUAGAGCCCUAAUCUUGCAGUUUGUGGCUGGGCUCAGGGAACAUACAGAAGAUGUCUAAUCCACAUUUGCUGAGUCCUGGUCAUUUCAGAAGCCACAUGGACUAAAAUAGCUGUCUUUCUGAACAUCCUGUUCUAGACCGCAUAGUUAACAAGCUCUCUUGGGAGCAAGAACUAGAUUGCAUAGUUAACAAGCUGUCUUGGGAGAAGAAAGAGGACUAACAAGCUCCCAAAUGGCCUACUAAUGAUUCGCAACAGGCGUUACACAGCAACAGGCAGACAGUGACACUGUAGCCAAAUCACGUUGAGUGGCUGUGACAUUUGCUAGGAAUGGAGAGAGUUGGAUUGUAAGUAACCAAAUGGUAGACUGAGAUUGCUCACUAAUGUCUCUCCUCACCGGACCUCAACCUGUGCAGUACUCUGAUAAAUUCACUGUUGUAAUAGAACAUUCUUGUGUCCUUACUGUAGUUGUGCUGUUGCAAUCAUGAAAGGAAUGCCACUCCAGAGGUUUUAUGGUUAUAAAAUAAGGCAGACAUCUUUAUUUCUACUGAAAAUGUUGGUGUGCAUUUUUAAUUCUGUAAAUCCACACUUAUUACUAAUGAGUAGCUGUGUGGAUUAAGAGGACACUAUCCUCUUUUUAAAAAUAAUUUUUAGAAUAAUUUUUUAAAAAGACAUUUUAAAACUGUCAUCGUUGUUCCAGAAAGGAAUAUUUAUAUAGGAGUAAGAAUUUGGCUUGUAUUCAGCCCUGAAAAUUAGAUGGUUUUUUUGGUAUAUGUACACAGUAAAUGUUUGUAUUUUGCAGUUUUAUCUGUUUUGCUUUUUAGAUAAAUGAAAUGGGUAUCAAUAUUUUAAAGUCAUUUUGCUUUUCUAAGAUGAGUUUGUAAUCAUUGCAAAUAAACAAUAAAAAACUUUCAUGUAUAAAGUGAACAAA